Phytophthora nicotianae INRA-310 is the source of this 2533-nucleotide messenger RNA. RefSeq lists its product as hypothetical. The transcript has 4 exons. The coding region runs from base 28 to 1083 and encodes 351 amino acids. Gene Ontology annotation, molecular function: RNA polymerase II general transcription initiation factor activity; protein heterodimerization activity; transcription coactivator activity. NCBI's taxonomy places the organism in Eukaryota, Oomycota, Peronosporomycetes, Peronosporales, Peronosporaceae. Gene Ontology annotation, biological process: transcription initiation at RNA polymerase II promoter; RNA polymerase II preinitiation complex assembly. The record is from RefSeq and is a predicted model, not a curated record. Gene Ontology annotation, cellular component: SLIK (SAGA-like) complex; transcription factor TFIID complex; SAGA complex.
UCUUCAUUUUUGUUUUUCGCCAAAAGCAUGAGUCUGUUGCGCCCUGAGACGCUGCAGAUCGUGGCCCAGAGCCUCGGCCUGGACGAUAUCAGCGACGAGUGUGUACGUGAACUACUACCGGAGGUGGAGCUACGUGUGCGUCAGGUGGUUCAGGAUGCGCUCAAGUUCCAGCGGCACUCGCGACGACCCCAAUUGGACCCCACACAUGUCAAUCAGGCUCUGCAGGCGCGGAACCUGGAGAGUUUAUACGGCUUUUCAUCUCCUGGAACCGUCAAAUACAAGCCUUGCGAGGACAGCGAGACGCUAUUCUUCGCCGAGGAGGAGGAACUGGAGCUGAAUGAGCUGCUCAACGUCCCACUGGGCCAGAUCCCGUUACAACCUGUUCUAAAUCUCCAUUGGCUGGCGGUGGACGGCGUACAGCCGCUGAUCCCUGAGAACGAGUCGGUGGAGGACGACUCGACAUGCCACACAUCCAUUAAGGACGAAGCUUUUGUCAAUCAUGUGGACAGGAAGCCAAGGGUCAAGCACGUACUGACUGAAGAGAUGCAGCUGUACUAUACCAAGGUCACAGAGGCCGUUAAAAGCGACGACUUUGAGCUGCAACGCGCGGCGCUUACGAGUCUCGCUCAGGACCCAGGUAUUCAUCAGCUGCUGCCCUAUUUCUCACGGUUUAUCUACGAGGAGGUGAAGCACAGCAACCACGACCUGUCGCUGCUCUUCUCGCUCAUGCGAGCGUGUCGCUGUCUGCUCGUCAAUCAGAGUCUUCACGUGGAGCUUUACCUACACCAAUUGAUUCCUGCCAUUUUGACGUGCGUGCUCGGCACGCAGCUAUGUGAGAACCCUGCAGAUGACCACUGGGCGCUACGCAAGUACGCGGCCAAGUUGGUGGCUCAGAUCUGCGAACGUUAUGGUGAAAAGUACGCCAAUAUUCAGGCGCGUGUGUCCAAGACGUACCACAAGGCAAUCACGGAUCCUGUAUGUCCGUUCUCAACUCAAUACGGUGCCCUUCACGGUAUGAUUUGCGUGAUGCUUGGAGAACGAUUGUUUCCUUACCUCCUGCAAUGUUUUUUUCUUGCUGCUUAGGUAUGCUCUUCUUGGGCCCACUUGUGAUGGAGAGCUUGCUCUUUCCCAACUUGGAGAAAUACUACCGACGACUGGAGCCAGCACUGUUGUCGUCGAACCCCAAUCUUGUUCAAAGACUUGAGGCGCAGAACUGCCUUGGAAUCCUCGUGCACGCAUCAGGAACUUAUUUUUCAAUGUCCAAGUCAAUGGACCGCAGCGCUUCAUCAUCGUUGUCGUCGUCUGCAAUGGGUAAUAUUGUGGCCCUGCUUUUCGAAGCGUUCGGUGAGAGUCUGUUACCUUACAUUCGACCGGAGCAGAACGACAGUAUGCUCGAUAUGUGCCUCUAAUCCCUCGCCAAGUCGGUGAGUAACAGAAGAAAUGGAUGCUUCAGUUGUUGACAAUGUCUCGAGAUUUGGGAGCAAAUGGGUAUGUGAAUCAUGCUGCUUAGGUAUGCUAAGCGUUAUUUGUGUGUUUAAGAAGCUAAUCAAAUGACCAUUCUCCAAGCCUUAGUUGGAGUAAACCUUGUGGACACGACACACCUGAGCAGAGGUGGGGGUUACCGUUACUGGAGCUGACGUCGGUGCUGUUGUUGGAGCUGUUGUUGGAGCUGCAGUUGGAGUGGCUGCCGUGACCAAAUCCGGGUAGCUGGACGACUUGAUCUGCCUAUCCCAAGUGUAGAAGCCGAAGUAUUUUUCCAGCUCGAUCCCCAUGGUAUUGUCAUCAGGUCGACGAUCGAAGAACAUGAACCAGAAGACCUCCUGACCGCCACUCACAGGGCUCCAGUUCAAAAAGGCCUUGUAGAAGGAGAUCGAAUUAGCGAGACUCGGCACAUUGUAAGGUGCGAAGGAAGGUGGCGCUCCAGCAGUGGGGAAGCCAAUUUCCGUGAGACGAACUUUGUCGGACGGGUAGAUAUUCAACAUGUUGUUCCAGGCGCCAUUAAGCAUCGCCAGCGGGUUACUUACUGUGUACGAGGCAUCGAAGAACGGAUAGAUGUUGACUCCUACGAUAUCGCAACCUUCAGCUAGUGCCAGCAUAGUGGAGCGAAUACUAAUAGCCGUCCACUCGUUGUGUCGCUGGACUGUACCGAUGUUUACCGUACGUCCGGUCUCGCUUAGAAUUCGUGCACGUAAAGCAGUGAUCCGGUUUAAAACGUCGGUAGGUGAAUAUGGGCCAGCAGGAUAGAUGUUCUCAUUGCCAACUAGGAUCGCCUUGAUUGUAUCCGGAUAAUUCCUUACAGCAGCGAUAGCAGCAUUCACUUGGUCGUUGUACCAGCUCUCAUCGGUCAUAAAGACACCGAGGUAAAGCUGGACGUUGUGUUUCGCAGCAUAUGGCGUAAUGUCGUAGCCGUAGAAGCUGGAGUAGUAGGUGCGUACUACCUUGACGUAGUUUUUCAUGAUGUUAAAGUCAGUAUCCAUGGCAGAAUCGAGCCCCGCAGCACUACCUCCGUUCAACGGAUACUCCGAAUUGUGGA